Messenger RNA from Leptopilina heterotoma, 1417 nucleotides. RefSeq names its product translation initiation factor eIF-2B subunit alpha (gene eIF2Balpha). The record is from RefSeq and is a predicted model, not a curated record. NCBI's taxonomy places the organism in Eukaryota, Metazoa, Arthropoda, Insecta, Hymenoptera, Figitidae. Gene Ontology annotation, molecular function: guanyl-nucleotide exchange factor activity; translation initiation factor activity. Gene Ontology annotation, biological process: translational initiation. Gene Ontology annotation, cellular component: eukaryotic translation initiation factor 2B complex. The transcript is spliced from 8 exons. The coding region runs from base 229 to 1134 and encodes 301 amino acids.
CAAGUGGCAUGUUUGCACUCUUUGGCAAAAAAGAAACCUAACCUAAAAAAUUCUAUUUGACAUAUAUUUACGAUUGCAUCAUAUUUCUUUAUUUAAAUCGUUUAAUUUUAAUCAUAUACAACAAAUGAAUUAAAAAAAACCAGGGAGAAAUUAUUUUACCAUUUCUAGUGCUUUCAUUAUUAUUGUUUAUUCCAAACAAGGUGGUAGUUCUUCUCAAUUUCUUUAAAUAUGGAACAACAAGAAAUAUGCAGAUAUUUUAAUGAAAUUAUCAGAAAUGACAAGGAUGUUUCGGCUGGUGUUGCUGCUAUUCGAACACUUCUUGAAGUUUUGGAGCACUCAAAAUCUGAAACCGUUCAGGAAUUGCGAUUUUGUUUACAAAAUGCAAUUGACGCGAUGAGAUCGACUGAUCAUCCGGUGACAUCAAUUGCCUCUGGAAGUGAACUAUUUCUUCGAUUUAUCACUUUAGCAACAUUAGACACACCGUCAUUUGCUGAAUGUAAGGACAUUAUGUUGCAUAGAGGAAAAAUAUUUUACAAAAAACUUGUAGCAGCUCGUGGCAAAGUUGCUAAACAUGCUGUGCGAUUUAUUUCCGAUGGCAGUAAAAUUUUGACUCAUUCGAAAUCAAGAGUUGUUCUUGAAACAAUGAAAGAAGCUGCUCAAAAUAGUAAAUCUUUUGAAGUUUACGUGACAAAUUCUGCGCCUGACAAUAGCGGAGAGGAGAUGUGCCAAAAUUUACAAAAAUUAGGAAUUCCAUGUACUGUAAUUUUUGACUCGGCAAUGGGUCAUAUAAUGGAACGAGUUGAUAUGGUAAUUGUUGGCGCUGAAGGUAUCGCUGAAAGUGGAGGAAUAAUUAAUAAAAUGGGAACUUAUACGAUGGCAGUUUGUGCGAAAGUUGCAAAUAAACCAUUUUACGUCUUGACAGAGAGUUUCAAAUUCUCAAGAGUUUAUCCCUUAAAUCAGGCGGAUUUACCCGAUGAAUUUAAGUAUACAGCGAGUACAUUAAAGAAGGAUUUAAAAAAAGAACAUCCACUUGUCGAUUAUACUCCUCCACAUUACAUAAAUCUUUUAUUCACCGAUUUAGGAAUUUUAACACCAUCGGCAGUUAGCGAUGAACUUAUAAAACUUUAUUUAUGAAACAAGUAAAUUUUGUACAUUUAUAAAAAGAGAAGCAAAGAAGUUAUUAAUUUAUCUUUUACUUCUUACCUCGAAUUCUAUAUUUUAAACAAAAAAAAAAACAAUUUUUAAAUAAAAAUACAGAAAAAAUUGUUUAUUUGCAGUUUUUAUUUUUUUUGUUGUCGCACAUUUUUCAUAGACAAUUAUGAUGAGUAUUUAAAAAAAAAUUGCAAAAUAUUGCACUGUGUAUGUAUUUCAAGUUUCACUUGUAAAGCAGAAAUAAAAUUAAUCACACAAAAAUGGA